This is a messenger RNA of Melampsora larici-populina 98AG31, 1383 nucleotides long. RefSeq lists its product as uncharacterized. The coding region runs from base 1 to 1383 and encodes 460 amino acids. Lineage: Eukaryota; Fungi; Basidiomycota; Pucciniomycetes; Pucciniales; Melampsoraceae. The transcript has 4 exons. The record is from RefSeq and is a predicted model, not a curated record.
AUGGCCGACUCUACUGACAUCCAAGGACUCUAUUCAAAGCCAGCAAAGAAGAAACCUCGUAAGAAAAUGAGCCGUUCCGCCCAGCAACAGGCUGAGAUGGACAAGCUUGACGAAGAAUGGCAGCAACCAAAGAUCAACGCACUUCACACAGCCUUACAACCACCUGUACCAGAUGUUCCCCCGGCUCAAGAUCACCCUGUUCCGGACCUCGCCUAUCUACUUGAUCUCCGUCUAGAAGAUCAACCACCUCCACUCAACAUCGAUCCUCAUCCCAAUCCUGAUGAACAGCCAAACGCGCCUCCCCAAAACUUCACUCAACAUGUCUCCAGCGAUGAUUAUCACAUUCGACGACUUCGAGAAUAUGAGCAAUGGAAAAUUGUCUUGCGACCUAUGUUUGUAGCGUACAUGCAAUGUGCAGAUAAGACAUCUGAAUGGUGGGAUGAGCAAGUGUGGAAUACGGAUUUUCACCGGUGCUCGUGUAAGGUUAAAGAAGGAUCCGGGCGGUUUGUAGAUUUAAUUGAUAUAUUUUCACGCUCAGCAGCACACAAACUGACUAAACACGAAUCAGAUAUCAGGAUUGCACAGCAAACCCUAGCUCAACUCAAUCAAGGACCCAAUGCUCAACCUCGCGAGUAUUUUGCGGACCAGUGGGAGAGAAAACGAACUUGCCUACUUGCUUUCUCGACAGACAAUACUUCUGCUCGUCUUGAAAAAACUUUAGCUCGGCUUAUUGACCUUGAAGAACAAUUACAUUCUGCGCAUGUCAAAGUCACCGCGAUUCGCUCUAAAAGGCGUAAUCAAAGAUCAGCAAGUGAUGUUGCUGAGCUUGACGAUCUACCAUCCUCAAUACUCCUGAUUGAGAAUGCAAUGGAGGAGGUCGCGUGCGAGCUUGGUGGGGAUGAGUUCAAGAAUCAUCCUGCAGUCAAAGGUUGGGAUCCCCUCUGUCCAAAUCGAAGUCAACCAAUCAAGCUAGUGCAUCAAAGCAACUUGGUAUCCCGGAAAUUACAUGAUGAAAGCAUGACCGUGUUGAAGGUCCUACACAAAAAUCUUCUCCAGAAAGAAUGUCGGACUUGGAUGGUUUGGCAAUCUCACAUUCCCACUCUUCUACUCAAAACACAGCAAUAUUCUGAUACUACCACAGAAUCUGAUCACACAUUACUAAAAUCGUGGCAGGAAAUCCUUUUGAAUUCUGUAGAAGUCUGGGAGGGUAUGGUCAAAGGACCUAUGUUCACUGCUGAAGCAUUGGAUCAGGACGAAAUAUUAGAACAGCAGUUUUUUAUUGGUGAUGGUGCAGCUGAUGAGACUCCAGACAACGAUGAUGAUGGAUAUGAAGAGGAUGAGGUUGGCGGGAAUGAUGAAAGAGAUGAUAUAGGACAGUAUUGA